Ruditapes philippinarum (Manila clam) is the source of this 429-nucleotide messenger RNA. RefSeq lists its product as uncharacterized. Bases 1 to 429 code for a protein of 142 amino acids. NCBI's taxonomy places the organism in Eukaryota, Metazoa, Mollusca, Bivalvia, Venerida, Veneridae. The transcript has a single exon. The record is from RefSeq and is a predicted model, not a curated record.
AUGUAUGAAUAUCAGGAAUCAGUACAAGAGAUGUUCCAAAUCGACUCAUGGCGUUGUAUGGUUGAGAAUAAUGCUGUUGUAUCAGAAAUGACACGACCUCUUGUACCGUGUACCUUUUGUAGCACUCUAAAUUCUAUAUCUGUAGAAUACGCUAUUUCCUUGAAUGACUUUCGCACAAAAUACGCUUACUCAAGUGUUCCUGUUUUAAUAAAGAACGCAACACAUAACUGGUCUGCUAUGGACAUAUUUAGUUAUCAAUAUCUUAAGGAUUUGUACACUGACACUGAAGGAGCAUUAAAAUCUGUGGAUGAAGAAUGCCAGUUUUUUCAUUACAAUACGGACUUUGAAAAUCUUACAGAAGUUUUUAAUAUGUCAGAUGCACGUGCGAAUUUUGCAGAAGGGGAAAAACCUUGGUAUAUUGGAUGGUAA